This is a messenger RNA of Nelumbo nucifera (sacred lotus), 4192 nucleotides long. RefSeq names its product Telomerase activating protein Est1. Lineage: Eukaryota; Viridiplantae; Streptophyta; Magnoliopsida; Proteales; Nelumbonaceae. Gene Ontology annotation, biological process: nuclear-transcribed mRNA catabolic process, nonsense-mediated decay. Gene Ontology annotation, molecular function: protein binding; telomerase RNA binding; telomeric repeat DNA binding. Gene Ontology annotation, cellular component: telomerase holoenzyme complex. The record is from RefSeq and is a predicted model, not a curated record.
AGGGUAGAUGAGAUUACUAGCUUAAAACACAAGGGAUGAUGUCCGCGUAAGUCAUCGUCCGAUGGAUGUCGCUUUACAGUUUACACGAUCGUCUCUCGCCCGACAAACAAGGGUAGAUAGUCUUCAAUCCCCUCCUCAUCCGUCACCUUUUCUUUUGUCCAUCUCACAGCAAGGUAGCGUCCCUGGCCCAAUCUGUAUUUUUUAGGCAACUCCAUUUCUUCACGCCGAGUCUAUCUUCUCCUCUCUCUGUCUGUGCAGUGUGUACUAGUCUUCUUUUGUUGGCUGGAGUUUGGAGCUUGGGACUCUGAAGCUGAAAAGUGAAAACGGAGGUGGGGAAGCUAUUAACUUAUUGCUUUUAAGAUCAGGCAUCACUAGGUGUAGUUUGAAUUAUCAUCCCUGAUGUGGGUUUUCGAGAAUUCUUGUGUUCUUGAAGCCUAGAAGCCCAGAAGGCACUGCGUUCAGAUCAUCUUCAGACUGAAAUGCAGAAUAGUUGAUUGGUUCUCUCUGGAUUCAGCAUUCUUUCCUCAUCAUCAAUGAGUAGAUUGAAUUGAUCCUAUGAUCUGUGUUUGAAGAAGUAACUGUGCUGCAGAAGCCACUUCAACGUUGCAUGUUAGGUCUACAAGGUUCCACUGAACAGGUUCAUCUACUUAAUGACUUCAAUGCAUGUUAAUGCAACAAGUCCUCACAAUGAUGAAAAUGGAACUAUUAAUCUUAUUGUUGAGGCUGUUGAUGCAGAAAAACAAUUAUGGACAUCGAUCCAUUCAAAGGGUCUGUUGCACCCUGAUGUUCGGGUAUUAUACCAUAGAGUGCGCUCUAUCUAUGAGAAAAUCAUCUUGACUGACCAUGAACUGGCAGAGCUUCAAGAUAUUGAAUAUUCUCUGUGGCGGGUUCACUAUAAGCAUAUUGAUGAAUAUCGUAAUAGAAUACUGCAAAGUUCUGUCAAUGCAGAAACUAUCAACUCGGUGGCACCACAAAAUGUUGCUAUUGAAAAACAUAGCAGCGAUAAACUCAUGGAAGGGUUUAGGUUAUUCCUGUCAGAAGCUACUGAAUUUUACCAAGAUUUGAUCACAAAAAUCAAAAGAAGCUAUGGACUUCCAAAGGAACUUUUUUACUCCAAUGAAGGUUGUUCUUCCAGUUCUGUGGAGUCGACACAAAUUUGCAGAUGCAGAUUUUCAUGCCACCGUUGUUUGAUCUAUCUCGGGGACCUUGCUCGAUACAGGGAACUUUGUGGAAAUCAAGAUGAUCAAAAACGUGAUUGGUCAAUUGCAGCCACCCACUACUUAAAUGCAUCUAUGAUUUGGCCAGAUAGUGGAAACCCACAUAAUCAGUUUGCUGUACUGGCAAUAUAUGUUAGUGAUGAGUUCCUAGCACUGUAUCAUUGUGUAAGAAGUCUGGCUGUUAAGGAGCCUUUCCCUGAUGCCUGGAAUAACCUGAUUUUACUGUUUGAGAAGAAUAGGUCCUGUAAUUUUAAUUCUCUGUCUAAGGAGGUCAGUUUCAACUUCAAUAAACCAUAUGAAAGAAUCUAUGCUGAAACUAAAGCACAUUCUAGAGCCUGUCUUUCUACAAGCAACAUGCAGGAAGCAAUUGAAGAUGUUGGUUGUGUGGAAACUAGAUUAUGGUCUCUCAUAGUUAGGAUGAUAAGCAUGUUUUACUUAAAAUCAAGUUUGGACGAUUUCUCUUUUACUUUCACUUCUACAAUAAGAGAAUUGGAAGCUAUAUUAUCAUUUGAUGAUGUGAGGUUAAAGGCUGUAUUGGAGUCCUAUCAGCAUAUGCACGCAGCUAGGACAGGCCCUUUCAGAGCACUACAACUCGUCUCUAUACUUGUCUUCACCAUCCAUACUCUAAGUGUGAGCCCAAAAUUACAACAGUUAAAACAGUUUAAGGACAUGCAGCAGCCUGUUUUGAUACAACUGGCAUUAACUUCAACAUUCAUAUGUGUGGGUCACCUCGUUGAUAGAUGUGUAAUGGCUGAUCCUGUGGACCAUUGCCCUCUUCUACCAGCUAUCUUAGUAUUUGCGGAGUUGCUCGUAGACAUACUGGAUAUAUCAGAAAAAAAUGAGGCUGAUGAAAGAUAUGAAAAUGCAGUGAGCUAUUUUUUUCGAGCUUUUGUUGAUCUUUUGAACCGGCUUGACCAUAAAGGGGGUGAAGUUGAGUCUCCAGAUCAUACUGCCCUAUGGGAAGAUCAUGAAUUACGGGGAUUUGCACCAGCUACUCAUUGUCAUGCUCCACUAGAUUUUUCAACUAAAGAGAGAAAUGGAUUUGAAGAUGGACAUGAAUGUCAAAUUCGUUUUCAGCGUAUCUUUCUUGCUGCCAUGAAGGUUGUGAACAGAUCAAACGGAUGUCAGAAGUUAAUCUUUUAUGAUAAAAUUGGUAGAAAAUUCUGUACAGCAGAGCAAAUGACAGUGCCUCAAGGGAGAGAAUUAGAAGCAGCAGAUAAAUCUACCCUUGAUGUCAAAGUACAGGAUUUACAGCAGUAUCCUCCUGAGUUUGAGAAGAAUAAUGUAGCUUCAGAAGAAGCUGAAAUGCUGGUUAAUGAAAGUAAUCAGAAUAGUGCAGAUUUGCUUGGGAGCUCUGCUGCUGUGGAAGAGGAAGAAAUUAUUCUCUUCAACCCCCUCACAAGAUAUAAUUCAGCACCACUUUAUAUUCCUGAAGCUACAACUUCUCUUGCACCACCUUCUGGUGAAUGCUUGCAUCGUGGUUAUUCAUUACAUGUUGCCCAAAGCCAGCCUUGCAUUGAUUCAUCCAGUUUGAAUUCAAACACCACUGGUUCUAGCUGCAACAAGACAUUCAGAUACAAUGAUAAUUUUACAGGGGAUUCAGUAACAUGCCCAUUUUCCGAAAAUGGCAUUUCUGCUGGGCCUCCCUCCCUCAGUUCAUGGGUCCUUAACAGAGAAAAUUUAGGCACCUCAGAAAUGAAAGAAUCCUCUGAUACUGGUAAAUAUGGCACUGGGUUCACUGAGGACAUUGUUAAUGCAUCCAUGACCAAUCUCUCCAUUAGUAGAAUUCCAGUAGGUCAGCAAGAUAAGAAAGUAACUUCUCCCAAUUCUGCUUCACAUUGUACAUAUGAUCUCCUUUCUGAGAGGGAUUCUGUCAUUGGUCCUGGGUAUGCAUCUUCAAGUACUCAUUAUUCACCACCUCCUUAUUCAACCCCAUUACCAUCUGCACCAUUGCUACCAGAUGAUGCCACAUGGUUUAUUGGUGAUUCAUAUAAAUAUUUCGAACGCAAGGAUUUAGGGGACAUUAAGCAUAUGCCAGGGUUGCAAAAUUACUCAGGAGUAAACACUUGCUCAAAUUGGGUUGGAACUCAGGGUCCAGACAGCUUUUAUCCUGGUGCCCCUGGGUUCACAAAUGGAUAUACCCCAUUAAGAGGAAAAACAGAUUAUGCUCAAUGGAAUCGUAACUUCCAGGGAAAUCUCAAUCUUGAUCGGUUGGAUGGCAAUACUUGGCCAACCCAGUUCGUUUCACCUAGUAAUCUUCAAAUGUUUCAUGGUCAUGAUGUUUACAGGCCAAAUCCUUAUGAUCGUUGGAUGAACCCUUUACUUGUUAAUCCAGUGAAGUACUUGGAGGUCCCAUCAUUGUAUCCAGAUUUUUCUCUUGUAUAUGGUACUAAUGAACAGAGACUGGAUAAGGUUUCUUGUGGUUACCAGCCAGGCGCUUUCGGGUAUGGUACUGCUGGUGCUGGGGACUUGAGAUCUGAGCAGCAGAUGCUUCUUCAAUAUCUGAAAACAAAGGAAUGGUGCUUGCAACAGGAAUCCCAAUUGGGAGGUUCCACUUAAAUGGUAGUUGACAUAACCAGCGAACUAAUGCUUUUCUUUGGCAUCUAUAUAUAAACGUAUAAUAACUGUAUAUAUGUAUAUAUUCCUUGUACAAAAGAGAGCUCCACUCUCUUUCUUCAUAUCUGGCUUCCCUACCACUUGUAACUCUGCGGUGUUUUUUUUUUUUUUUUUCCUUUUGUGUCCUCUCUCCUCUCGUUCUUUACUCCAUCUCUUUGUCAAACUCAGCUCACUCUUUUCUCUCCCUGUCUCUCUCUCUGAUUGCACGUGCUGCACGUGGCUAAUGUUUAUUCACUUCCUAAAAUGAGAGUAUGGAGUGUAAAUGUUGUAAACUUGUGAGUUCUCAUUUACUGAUUUGAUUUUGAUGUGAUUUGUAUAAAAGACUGCAUGAGAUGGUCCAUACUUGUAGUUGUAGCUAA